Colletotrichum truncatum is the source of this 2856-nucleotide messenger RNA. RefSeq lists its product as uncharacterized. The record is from RefSeq and is a predicted model, not a curated record. Lineage: Eukaryota; Fungi; Ascomycota; Sordariomycetes; Glomerellales; Glomerellaceae.
AUGCGGCUACCUCCCAUUCCCCGAACACACUCUACUGUCCUGACCAAGGGCCGGUGGCCGUCAACUCCCCUUUGGCGAGCAUACCUUCCCCGACGCCAUGAAUUCCGGUCCAGUCAGAUGGUAGCCGUCGCUCAGAACUCUUCUUCUUGGCCAACAGUUGAAGUGGUUGAUCGUUACUCUUCUUCACUGCCCUUUCAUACUAAUAGGUCAACAACCUCUCCAAAACCAAUACUCCGCGGUCAACGUUCGAUUUACUCCGACCUACUCCUCGCCGAUGUUCUAGACCUCUAUCGUUCCCCAGACCAGGAGUUUUCCGAUUUGAAGCUCGAGAAUCUCCAGUUUGUCGCCUGGCUGAGAAGCACUGAGCUCAGUAUUGUUACUGCCCAGCUAGUUCUCCGCCAGACCCCUCAACUAUCCCCAAGUAUACAAAAUUGGCUGUGUGAUCAAUCAAAAUGGGCAGCAACAUUGAAGGGUUUGGAAGAUAAAGGAUACAGUCCGGAAGAUGUAUCUCACUGGGCCUGGAUUCUUAUUCCGAACGAGCCGGACAAGAGAGUCGAUAGGUUCCUGAGCAGAUCACAGCACAAGCCUCUUUUCGUACUUUUCUACCUCCUCAACAACACCCCGCAUUUCUCGAACCCCGAAUCACUCUCGGCGCUCUUGGAAUAUUGCACAACCUGGUGUUUGAGCUCAAAAGAGACAGCCGAUGGUGCUGCUGAGGCAUCGGGAUCCAAGCUAGGAGUGACUCCUGAAUUGUUCGGCAAGGUCCUUCAAAAAUUAAGCUAUCAUGCAAGUAGGCUUCAGCCUCAUGCAUUGCCAGACAUAGCUGAUCUAGCGGUCUCAUAUGUCCAAGGCAUUCCUCUUAGAAAGCUGCAUGAGGGCAAAGCUUAUAAGAUGCAAUGUCAGGUCUUCAAUGCCGCCCUACAAGCUGUAUCUAUUCCUGCGAAAAAGGCGCCAUAUGAUAGCAUGCCCUACAAUUGGAAGGCGCUUACUACCCUCCUAUCAUUAUCAUCUUCUUUGGAGCGACCUUUGGUCAUUGAGCAGGAGAGUUACCGAGCAAUUCGACAAGUCUUGCUCGCACUACCGAAAACAGACUCUGAACGCGACACGGCCACGACCCUUAGCGCCUCAUGGCCACCUUAUCGAAUUCUUCGGGAUGGCAUGGAAGAGAAAGCCAAUAUGGAAGAUUAUUUGAGCCGGACCGUGAAAGCCGGUAUAAUGAUGCAAGAGGCUGGCUACGGCAAAGAGGACAUCGAUUUAACGAUGGACAUCCUUGGCGGCAUGGCCCCUGAUGGCUCGCCCACUAUCCAAACGAGGACCAACUUCUCUCGUCACAAUCGUAGCGAUCAAGCUGCCUGGGCAGCACUUAUAAGGACAACUCGCAAUGGUCAAGAAGCCUGGGCUAUCUUCAAGAACCCCCCUGAACCGGGCAUGAAACCAACGUUCGAGGUAUAUUGGCAACUGAUUACCAAAUUAGCGGCCAAGCCAGCAAAUCCUGAUCACAAUAAUCUCCCUGGCGAUGGAAGAGAAGUCUUUACAUAUGACGACAUGAACCUCAGCGAAUUCGAGAAGGCCCGCGUGAAACCACCCAGCAUCCAUCGCCUGAUAGAAGAAAUGUUCGAAGCUGGCAUUGUCAUUCGAGGGCCUUCGCUAGCUUGGCUUAUUAGGCAGGCGCCUACGAUUGGUCAUGCUCUUGACUAUAUCGAUCAUAGUAGCAUUGAUGGCGGACUCAAAAGCAACAUCAGAAGAUGCAUGGAGAGCUAUGCAGUCCUCCCAUCUUCUUUGCUGACUCGGCCUCCUCGAGACAUCCUGCAUGCCUGCAUCGACUUACUCUGCCGUCUGCAGCCGAACCGGACAGCAAACACACCUGCUCGCCAUGCAUAUAGGAGUCUGUACCGCAUUCAGUAUGCCUUCAAGCUCGCUCAAAUGGGAUGGAUAACGCCCAACAAGUCUGGAAGGGCACCCUGGGAGUCCAUAUUGAUUGCUUUGGCUCGACCAAACAUCAUGCUCAGCAACAGCAAGCCUGCGGAUAACGAUGUUCAAGUUCUCAAUAUGGCUACUGAGGUCUUGGAGAGAGCCGAGGCUCACUGUGGGCUGAACCUAGCCAUGUUUGGAUCUUUCGCUCAAGUUAUCCAAAAGACGGUCUACUUUAGGCUAUCUACAUCACUAAACAGCUCCUCAACUGGAUCCGAAACUAAGGACUUAAUGUCUCUGUACGGGACACAAAGCACAACACUCAUGGUCCCGGACUCUCCUGUCUUCCGCAAUGAGGCCACUGGUGCCCAGUCAUGGCGGCGACUUCUCAGCCCCGUCUUCCAAUGCAACAUUUCAACCAAGCCUCAGACAGUGUACACCUUGCUCCGGGAAGCGUCGAAUAGACUCAAGAGUGCUUGGAGGGUGUUAUCAACGACCGGCCCUGCUCACGGGCCCAAAGUGAAUCUCCUCGUGAAAGCGUCCGAUAUCAACACCUAUAUGCGCACAUUAGCCUUCACAGGCGAUUAUGAGGAAAUGAUGCUGCUUCUUUUGUGGGUCGUUCGAGAGUGGUCACCUAAAAUGGGGAUGGAUCUGUCACUUACCGAUGCGAAGCGUCUGGCGAGGGCGGUGCGGACGUUUCGAGCCUACGCAGAGCCCAUGCUAAGGGAAGAAGCUGUGGCGUUACUGCGCGAAGAAAUAUUGAAAUAUAGUCGCAAAGAAAGCAAAUGUCCAGUGUACUGGCCUGAACUGGAAGAGGUUGAGGAACAUAUUCGGGAUGAUGAGUGGGGCAACCAUCAGAAUCUGCAUGAGAUUUUGAAGUUGGUAAAGAUGUCCGGAGAGCAUCAGAACUCGAACGGAAGUCGAGGCGCUGAUGAUGUACAAUAA